Molecule: messenger RNA, 591 nt
Organism: Gekko japonicus
Lineage: Eukaryota; Metazoa; Chordata; Lepidosauria; Squamata; Gekkonidae
Product: zinc finger protein RFP-like
Exons: 2
Coding region: 28-591 (187 amino acids)
Molecular function (GO): zinc ion binding
Source: RefSeq, a predicted model, not a curated record
UGCGUGGCGGAGAGGCUGGCUGGCGGCAUGGCUGGUGCCGAGAGCGCCUGGGAGAGACUCCGGGCGGAGACGACCUGCCCCGUCUGCCGGGACCUGUUCACGGAGCCGGUGGCGCUGGGCUGCGGGCACCGCUUCUGCCAGGCCUGCCUCGUCCGGUGCUGGGGGGAGUCGCCGGAGGGCGCCGUCUGUCCUCGGUGCCGGGAGGGCGUCCCGCUGGGCUGGCAGGCGGACCGGCAGCUGGCCACCUUCGCGGAGAUCGCCCGGCAGUCCCGCCGGCAGCAGGAGAGACGCGAGGCAGGCGUGGGGGGCGUCUUCUGCGGGAAGCACCGGGAGCCCCUGAAGCUCUUCUGCAAGUACGACGGGGCCCCCCUCUGCGUGGUCUGCGGCGUCUCCAGGGAGCACCGAGAUCAUGCAGUCGUUCCCGCGGAAGAGGCGGCCGAAGACUACAAGGAAGAAUUUUGUAGCUGCCUUGACAUUCUGAGGAAGGGAAAGGAAAAAAUCCUGACCUGUGCAGAAGACACAGAACAGAAAAGUGAAGACCUGCUUGUAGGUAUCGCUGCUACUGGUUCCCAUGCUUUUUGGAUCCCCUAA